AUGGACCCUCUCAGUGUUACCGCAAACGUGAUUACGGUAUUACAGGUCGCCAGCUCCAUUAUAACAAUAUGCUACGAAGUCCGUUCAGCUCUCAAGCAGAGUCCUUGGUCCCUCACCAGAACCAUCGACGAGAUAAGAGACCUUCGAAAUGUGUUGGAGAGCUUAGAACAGGUCUGCCGCGCACUCGACACAUCAAAAGAGUCCGACACAGCACGUUUCCGUACAUUCCAACUACUAUGCGAGUCCGAGACCAGCCCGUUAAGUCGCUGCCUCCAAGAGCUAUUGGAUCUAGAGAAGAAGAUCAGCUCCGGCAAGCAGACUUCUGGAAGGUCAACUCUGUUGGCGAAAGCGCGAGUGUUCGCCCAGGUUAUGGGCUGGCAGCUGAAAGAAGGUGACGCGAAAACUCAGCUCAUCAAGCCUUGUAGAGCUCUGCUCCUUGACAUCAGGAAGAUGACCAUCUCUCUGAACGAGACCACGGCCCAUGUGCAUGGCAAUGUUUCCAAGCUCCUCACUAGGAUAGAGAGCGCAGAACUAGGUAUGCCUCUUUAUAACGUGCAACUUUCAGCAGCUGAUGCGCACAGAUGA
Molecule: messenger RNA, 585 nt
Organism: Alternaria arbusti
Lineage: Eukaryota; Fungi; Ascomycota; Dothideomycetes; Pleosporales; Pleosporaceae
Exons: 2
Coding region: 1-585 (194 amino acids)
Source: RefSeq, a predicted model, not a curated record